Molecule: messenger RNA, 1103 nt
Organism: Cannabis sativa
Lineage: Eukaryota; Viridiplantae; Streptophyta; Magnoliopsida; Rosales; Cannabaceae
Product: transcription factor bHLH149
Exons: 2
Coding region: 251-916 (221 amino acids)
Biological process (GO): regulation of DNA-templated transcription
Molecular function (GO): protein dimerization activity
Source: RefSeq, a predicted model, not a curated record
AUAAAUAUUUAUAUAAACACAAACACACACAAAUAUAUACAUAUAUGCAAUACAGAUAGUCUUCCUUCUUCAACAUUUCGUUACCAAAUAUCCCCAAAAUAACCAUUCCUCUUCUCCGAUUCCAUAAUCUUCAUCAUCAUCAUCCUUCUUCUUCUUCGAAGUUGUGUUGUAUAUAACAAAGUUAUAUAUAUAUAUAUAUUUAGAGGUUGAUUGAGGUGUUGGAGUUUUGGUCUUAUUAUAUAAUUUUUCAAUGGCUUCGUAUAAUAUUUCAAACGUGGAAUCGAAUAUUGACGCAUCGGGAGAUUCCAGUAGAAAAAAGCGUCGGAAAAUCGGAGGAGGAGGAGGAGAUGAGAUUCCGAGUUCGAGUUCGAGUUUGACUCAGACUACUACUCAUGAUCGCGAAAAAAGCUCGAUGAUUAGAUGGAAAUCCGAUUCGGAGCAACAGAUCUACUCAACGAAACUUGUUGAGGCUCUCUGUAAGACUAAACGGAGUUCUUCUUCUUCUUCUUCUUCGCCGGGAAAGGUGAGGAAAGUUAGGGAAACUGCUGACCGAGUUCUGGCUGUGGCUGCCAAAGGAACGACUCGGUGGAGUAGAGCGAUUCUGGCGAGUCGACACAUGUUGAUGACGAAUAGGAAACAUAGAAAGGUGAAGGUUACCGGUAAAAGCAGGUUACAGAAACCACCGCCGAUUAGAACCAAAACAACAAGGUUACCGCCUAUUCAAAAGAAGGUUCAAACUCUCAGCCGGUUGGUUCCCGGUUGCCGGAAGCUUCCUUUCCCGAAUCUUCUAGAAGAAACAACCGAUUACAUAGCCGCUCUAGAGAUGCAGGUCCGAGCCAUGACCGCUCUAGCCGAGCUUCUAACCGGUUCACCGGUCAAUAAUCGAUCUGGUUCAACCAUUAACGCCUCGAGUUGACACACAAAAAAAAAAAAAAAACAGCUGAGUCGACUCGCGGCCAACUCGGCUGGUUGUGCCAGGUGUUUUUUUUUUUUAAUUAAUUUUUUUUUGGCCUUUUGAAAAUAUUUUUAUUUUAAUGGAUUUUUAUUAGAGAUUCAUGUAUUUUCUUUUGUAUACAUUGUCUUAUUCUCUUUCUCUUUUUUCA